AUGCCGUCCCAAAGAGAUUACUUCCGCGUUGCCGGUGCUGGGUUUAAAAGGAAACAUGAUACCCUAGACCAAUACAGCAACGUUAGCUCAGAGAAGCCAUCAUGGCCGUACGAUGCCGUGUCGUCCUUAGCAGACCUCAAAAAGGGUCCCAACAGAGUCGCCUUUGAUGCAAGGAUCGUAAAUAUUUACGAUCAGCCCAAUGCAUACUUUGAUGACGGCGCAGAAAACAUCAACAGGUCAAGUAAGAAGAAGACGAAAAAACCGUCAAAAAAGGACAACGAUGAAGGAGUCUGUCAACAGGCCAGGGGAUGCUUGAAACUUAUCCUCAGAGACGAUACAGGCUACAUUCUUGUCAAGCUAUGGUAUGCUGAUAUAACAUACGACCUUCGACUAGGCAAAUUAGUCUCUAUAUGGGCAACACACAUAUCCCCGUUUAAACCACAGUUAAAAGGCCCUGGAAAAGUUGAUUCAACCUCUACUCCCUCGAAGCCAUUGACUCCUCCGUCAACGCCACCAAAAGACUUUCCAUUGAGCCUGAUGACAAGUAUCUUCCCAGAGAAGGAUCAAGGAUGUGGUAUCAAAAUACAUGAACGUGGCGAUAUAGGCAUCAUAGGGCGUAUACCAAUGGGAUAUAAAUACCCCUUCCCAGUGGACUCCCUUGUCGACGCUCCAAAGAAGCAUUCAAUGGGCAAAUCAACGAAGGUCCUAGUAUACGUUUAUGCAAUCGGGCCCGUUCGUGAGAGGCUAACUGAUGGACACAGCAGGGCCAGCCUCGGCCUUUACGGGGAAGCUAUAAAAUCUAGCAUGAAAUGGAUUCCCAAUUCCACGGUUCUUAUGAUAUCGAAUGCGAGCUGGAAACCGGGCUCAAGGCUAUACCUGACUUCCUUUACUCUGGUUGAUGUUGAUCCCGAGAGUAUUGAGGCAGAUGAGCUGAAAAGACUUGCAGCACGAAGAGCUGGGCAAGUUAAUCCCCCGUUUCCUACUGAUCUGUUUGAUGUCGAGGAGUUUGAAAGUUCCAUUCAGAAGAUCAAAUUCACUUUUGCCGAUGUUGAUGAAUUCGCCAAUUCCACACGAAGUGAAUUCAUGGGAUAUGCAUCAGUAGUGCUUCUUGAUAUCAAUCUGGCUGCCCUAUACAAGCAAAACUCACUGUUCUGUGCUGAGUGUUGUAAUGUGCCCGUUUUCUCCAAUUCUACGGUUGCCUUUUGUGGACAGUGUGAAUUAGAAGUCAAGCUGAGACUAAACCCGCAGGUCUUUCCAGAUUGGCUCAAUCAUAGACGAAACAGGGAUGAUAUCAUGCUUCCCUCCUAUGUUCAACUUUGCAACUGGCUCUGA
Nannizzia gypsea CBS 118893 is the source of this 1332-nucleotide messenger RNA. RefSeq lists its product as hypothetical. The record is from RefSeq and is a predicted model, not a curated record. Bases 1 to 1332 code for a protein of 443 amino acids. NCBI's taxonomy places the organism in Eukaryota, Fungi, Ascomycota, Eurotiomycetes, Onygenales, Arthrodermataceae. The transcript has 9 exons. Gene Ontology annotation, biological process: resolution of meiotic recombination intermediates. Gene Ontology annotation, molecular function: single-stranded DNA binding; single-stranded DNA 3'-5' DNA exonuclease activity.